Molecule: messenger RNA, 1927 nt
Organism: Spizellomyces punctatus DAOM BR117
Lineage: Eukaryota; Fungi; Chytridiomycota; Chytridiomycetes; Spizellomycetales; Spizellomycetaceae
Exons: 7
Coding region: 531-1595 (354 amino acids)
Source: RefSeq, a predicted model, not a curated record
GGAGAGAUUGUAGCAGAACAUGGACAGGGGAACUCGCACACAAAAUAAAAGCACCGUGUAGGCCGCCGCCAAAGGAAACAGGAAUCCGGAGCAAACCGGAGGGGAGAGACUGUGGCUGGUUGGGUGCGUUGGGCGAGGGCAGCGCUAAACGACAAACGUUGGUUCAAAGGCCCUGCCAUUCUCGAUCAUCCACCCCCUGCACGGAAGAAGAGGGGGUCCCCAAUCUUGUGCGCAGUCGAUGUUUCUGAGCAUGGGCCUAAAGCCAUUCUCAAUUAUUGGAUGGCCGGCCCCCCCUUCGAAACGCUGUUUGGGGAGGGACGGCAAACUAAUAAAAUGCCAAAAACAACAUAAGCUGCACGUUCCUCUUGAUCAACAGGAAUUCCUUUCUGGAACACUUUGGUUACAGCGUGUAACAUCUACAGGUUUACGCAACCAGAGCGGUACAGCUCAAGGACUUGCAAGUAGAAAGCCGAGACCUAUAAAAUAUUUUCCACUCCAGUAGCUAUUUGUCGUUGGUCCAUACGACAGAGAUGCUGUGUGGAUUAACGCCAAAAAGGCUAAAAGUCUUUAUUGGAGCUGUCCUAGGCUUUGGACUUUUGUUUGGUGUCGUCUUAUGGGCCGGCUUGCAGAAUAAAGAAUCUGGCGACCGCAAGCUUGACGUAACAGCAUUCGGUCCUUGCAACGUUACCGAUCCCAACUUCACCUUCCCUUACAACAUACCUCUUUCCGCUCAAAGCGGCAUCGUCAAUGGCACGAGGUUCCAGAAUGUACCAACGUUGGUUGAGAUUGAAAUGUCGGUGACGAGUGUCGAUCCAGGAAGCUCCUCAUUUAGACUGCAUUUUGAAUUUACACCCAGAGGUGAUUUGGCUGACCAACCUGUGGGUGGUGGAGAUGACCUUGAGUCAUUGGUAAACCGCAAGCUCCGAUCUGAUCUCAACAUCACCGUCGGUAGCAUAACCUUCCGGUUCAAAGCGGGUGACACCAUGCAACCCCAAGAUUCGUCUUUCUCGAUCACUGGCGACAUCAACAGAUACCCGUUUGACAAGUGGCAGAACCUCUUUCUGAUGACGGGUACCUUUCGAAAUGUCACCUCCAGAGUGGAUUCGCCAGUGUCCCUUGUUGUCUUUGCCAACGCCCCUCUCGCAGCUUAUAAUGUCGUCUUUCCCCAAGUUUGCGAUACCAGCUCCAAAUCUGACGCAACGUUAAUCCUAGUCACUAGUGUUAUCAAGCGUGCACACACGACAAAGGUGUUUGUCGUACUUUUGACGAUAUUCAUGUGGGUGUUGUCACUCUUGAUGAUAACUCUUGCGGUGAGCGUGUGGGUGCGUGGAAGAAAAGUGGAACCGCCCACAAUUGCUGUGUCGAUUUCCAUGUUAUUCGCUCUUCCAUCAAUCCGCAAUAGCCAGCCUCUCGCACCUCCUAUUGGAACGACCGUGGACGUCGUUGGGUUUUUCUGGAACAUGGUGCUUGUAGCAAUUGCAGCCGCUGUACUCCUCGUGAAUUACAUCUAUCGCUACACGGGGGACGGUGUAUCAAAACAAAAAGUAGAGGUGGUCAGGGAACAUUUGACCCCAAAAUGGAGAGGGGAAAUGUAGAUAGCAAGGGAUUUGCGGGGUGUGGGUUGAAUAUCUCCUUUAUCACCGACGCGGAUUUGCUUGUAGAUGUUAUAGAUGUGAGAUUUUGUUCUAUAUGUAGAUUUCUUUUUUGUAUCAUCGCUGUAUACCUUUCACUACUUGUACCAGAAUUGGCCAAGCUGGUGUCAAGACAUUGUAUUAACUAGGAGACGUGUCAAGUACUGAAGUGCAUACUGUUAGUUAGCAUCAUAGGACGAAGACCAGAUCUUUCCUUCGUGCAAAAUACAAAAGUCCUCUUCCUCACAGAGACAGUUACGUUAUAACAUCCUGUGGUGGUCGUCUGUGUCAUGCAA